Molecule: messenger RNA, 5977 nt
Organism: Lagopus muta (rock ptarmigan)
Lineage: Eukaryota; Metazoa; Chordata; Aves; Galliformes; Phasianidae
Gene: FOXN2
Product: forkhead box N2
Exons: 8
Coding region: 557-1870 (437 amino acids)
Biological process (GO): regulation of DNA-templated transcription
Cellular component (GO): nucleus
Molecular function (GO): DNA-binding transcription factor activity; cis-regulatory region sequence-specific DNA binding
Source: RefSeq, a predicted model, not a curated record
GGCCGGGCCGGGCGGUGCGCUGUGGGCGAGCGGCCAUGGCGGCUGCGGCGGCCGAGGCCCAGGCUAGGUUGGCAGCGGGGGCCGUUCUGUUGUGCCGCCGGGUUCGGUGCUGGGCCCUCCGCGGAACUCCCGUCGGGCACACAGAGUUCUGCUAUUAAAUCCAAGCAGUGAGGAGUGCACCUUCUCUUUGCAGAGACUGCUUCUAUUGCUGUGGAGGUUGGUCAGUGUGCAGUACUGCUUUAAGCUGAGCACUUGAGGCCUCUGGAAUCAGCACCUGCUGUGUUAGCUAGUGUAGAAUGUAAGCAAAUGCUUGUAAUUAAAAGUACAUUAGGCUGAAGGUUAUUCAAAGCUGAUGUGAAGAUGUAGUGGAACCUUAAGAGAUUCGAUGUCCUGAAACAGAAACCUCAAAAGUGAUGUGGGCCAAUUCGGAGGCAGUCAUUCUGUACUGUGUAGUCCUGGGCCACUGGAGGAAAAGAAGAAAAUGGCUUUGGGCACAGUCCCCCUACUUGUAGCAGAAGUUCAAGAGGUGAUCAUCUCUGCAGACCAAUCAAACUAAAUGGGUCCAGUCACUGGAAUGACUCCGGAUAAGAAAGCUAAAACUCCAGGAGCAGAAAAAGCUGCAGGGCUAAGGCAGCCACACAGGAUGGGAAGCCUGCCUGAUGCAGGAGAUGCUGGGAGGCCUAAGGCCACUGUAGUGGACAGUGAUUCAGCAGACGAUGAGCUCACAAACUUGAACUGGCUGCAUGAAAGUACUAAUCUUCUAACAAACUUCAGCCUUGGAAGUGAGGGUCUUCCAAUUGUUAGCCCUUUAUAUGACAUUGAGGGUGACAGCGUGCCAUCCUUCUCACCCUCCUGCUACCAGAAUCCAGAAAAAAAAUCUUCUACUUCCAAGCCUCCUUAUUCUUUCAGCCUCCUCAUCUAUAUGGCUAUUGAGCAUUCUCCCAACAAGAGCCUCCCAGUCAAAGAAAUCUACAGCUGGAUCCUGGAACGCUUCCCCUAUUUCGCCACAGCACCAACAGGAUGGAAGAACUCUGUGCGACACAACCUCUCCUUGAAUAAAUGUUUCCGGAAGGUGGAGCGAAGCCAUGGCAAGGUGAAUGGAAAAGGUUCCUUGUGGUGUGUCGAUCCAGAAUAUAAGCCUAAUCUCGUUCAAGCACUGAAAAAGCAGCCAUUUCCUUCAGCACUUGCAUUCUACACUCCACCGGCAUCACCACCAAGUAGGUCAUCUUCUCCUCACUACUUAUCUUCAGUACUUAAACAGAAUAAUGGCCGAUCUCUCAAAGAAUCUGAUAUUGAUGCUGCUACUGCGAUGAUGCUGUUGAAUACUUCAAUAGAACAAGGGAUGCUAGACUGUGAGAAACCUCAGUCUCUGAAGACACCUAAGAAGAGGAGUUACGGCAGUGCGUUUAAUCCUUCCAGUUCCAUAAAUCUGCAAGAAAAUGAUUCUGCAGCCACCAAUAUUGAUCCGAAGGAGGAUCAUAAUUACAGUGCUAGCAGUUUGGGCUCGCAGCGUUGUGCAUCUAGGUCCAGUGUGUCUUCCUUGUCCUCUGUUGAUGAGGUGUAUGAAUUUAUCUCCAAGAACAGCCAUGCUGGAAGUGAUGGCAGUGAAGGAUUUCACAGUGAAGUGGAUACAGACGUUGACUACGAAGACGAUCCUCUUGGAGACAGUGGCUAUGCAUCACAACCUUGUGUAGAUACCUCUGAGAAAAGUCAGCCUAGCAACAAAGCGCUCAAGGAGUUGUGUCAAGAAAUUGAUGAGGAGCUGAAAGAAGCAGCGGGGUCCCUGCUCCACCUUGCUGGCAUCCAAACGUGCUUGGGUUCCUUAAUAAGUACUGCAAAGACCCACAGUCACAAGCAAAGGAAAAAAUAGUAUGUUUGUCAAUGUUGAAUAUAUACAUAUAUUUUUUUUAAUUGUGGCAAUACUCUUCUACUUUUACCCUUCACAAGGGAGAUCAAAGCCAUAAGAGGACUCAUUGCUUUUUUAUUUUUGGCACUAACUGUAAUUUAGCCAUUUAUUUUUAAAUCACUGCCUAAAAAGAAAAAAAAAAAAAUCAGAUUAGAAGAGAUGCAUGACUUGUGAAAACCUGAAAGCAUACUUCUUAAUGAUCACUUUUUUUCCUUCUUUUUUUCCUUUUUUUUUAAUUGUUUUUUGUUUGUUUGUUUCUGGAGUUAUUUGCUCAGAUGCAUGUUAUGGUUCAUGUUGACAUCGCUGCUGGCGUCAUCUGCAGAGGUGAAUUUUGCCCUGUCUAAGGGCUCUGACUUCCAUGUAAAGAUUCAGAAAGGAGGAGAAAAAAGAAAAGGAAAGAAAGAAGGAAAAAAAGAAAUGUUCUGGCCUGAAUUACCUCCUCCCAUGUGCUCCUCUCUGCUCUUCUAAUUGCUCUUCAGUGGAAAUGCUGCAGAGGUAGCUCCCAGUGGCUGCAGUUUUCAGCCCAUCCAAUACGAUGUCUGAAAAUUGCACCACUGCAGGAGGUGCUCUCAGCAAGCUGUAGGUAGGGGCAGAGGGAAGGAGUACAGCCCUCCCAGGCAGAGUGGACAAGGGGCAGCUGAGGUGGGUGCCACCCUCUGCUUUAUUUUUCUUUCCUGCUUGUACCCUCACUGCCAGCCUGCUGUCUGCAGGUCAGGUUCCUGAACCUGUUGGUUGUUUUGUUGUUGUUGUUUUUUCCAUCUUAAGACAUAAUGUCCUGGGGGGCAGAGGCUAGGGAUCAUUUUGUUACAGAUGUGCACACAUCUUGGGUGUAGCCUACAGUGAAAGCUGCUUUCCAAGCUUGAUGUCCUCUUAUCACUGCCACUGUUGAACAUGUAGUAGAAUCGUACAACUGUGGAAUAUCUUGAGGUGGAAGGGAAAAAUAGGGAUCACUGAGUCCAACUCCAGGCUCCACGUACCACCACCUGAUAAUCAGACCAUGUGUCUGAGAGCACGAGCAGAAGUUCUGCUGCUGUCCCACUGCCACAUCUGCUGCCUUGCUCCCCAGUGGAAGAGAUGGACUCAGAAUAAAGAACAGCAGCUCGUGCUGUUAAACUGGAAGUAAGGUAGAGGUUUUAGGUGGUUCGGUCAUGAAUGACCGCUGACAAGAGAAAUUUCACCCCCAACCUGAAACAAAGCCAAAUAGCUUCCUUUUGAAUUACUGAACACAGAAAAGCAAUUUGUGUUUUUUGGCUGUCCGUACUCUGUUUCCCAGAUCAGCGUGCCUUCUGUUCUGUGAAUCCUUUAGACCUGCCACAUACAGUGCAUCUAACAAGCAAGGCGAGCCUUUGCCCCUUGGAUGUCUGUAGUAGCUCUCUGUUUUGGGAAGGAAUUCCUUCACAAUUCAUUUUUGCAAUAAAAGAAUCUGUAGAGUUCCCACACAUCAUUUGGCCAAAAAAAAAAAAAAAAAAAAAAUUAGUGUUAUGGUGAAUUUCUUCCUCUUUAUUUUAUAUAAGUGCUGGUUUCUGAUCUUUUAUUGAUUUGUUGUUUUAUUCUUUAAAGAAGAAAGGUUUUCUGCCCAAAAAUGGGUACUCAGUGCUGUUAGGGUGGGUUUUAACUGUGCUGUAACAAUAAGGAUGCCUUAAGUGUGUUUCAGAAUCUUAGACAAUAUAGGCGGUCAUCUUUCGUGUUUCUGAAGGGCAGUGCGAUGUGCCAUAAAGUUUUCAGCUGACACGUUGUUGUUUCCAGCAGUUCUUGGGCAAAGCUGAGUAAGAAUUAGAAGUAGGAAACCAGCAUCAGCUGUUUCGGUGGUUGAAAACGGUGCUGGGUUCAGCCAAAAGGUAACCAUCCUUAGUGGAAUGCUUUUCUGGCUCUUUGGAGGCCUUUUAGAGAUCAGUGUUUUUUCUUAUUUGUCAAUCUUUUCAUGAGUACUGCCAUAAACGUCUACUUUAAAUACGAAUACAGCCAUGCUGCUGAGGGUCUGUUGCUCUAAGGGCCUGGUUCAGUGCCUCUUGAAGACAAUAGUGGUGCUCCCACUGAUUUCAUGGCUGUAGGAUCAAGCCUGAAAUAUCUGAGGUUCUUUUGUAGCAUGUUUUGGAAUUCAAAGCCAAUUUUCUUUUUAAAGCACAAACACUAGAAAAUGUCUUUUCCUUUUUUUUUUUUUUCCCCCUAUCACUUCUGUUUUAAGAAUGAAUUGUUUUAUUUCUUGAAAGGGAAGAACUCUGCUGCAUUCCUACUUCAUGUUAACACCCAUUAGUCUACACUGUAACAGGACAAUGUUUGUACAGAUGUGUAUGUCUUCUGGAUAUCACAAGUGGUGCAUUAGCCAAUUAGAUCUGAUAUUGGAUGGUACUGAUGAAUAGCGGGGAGAAAUUCGCUAUUUGAAAGAAAGUUGCAGAUAAAUGCAGUGGUUCUUAGGAUUUUGGGAAGUGCAGAUGUGAAUGCUCAGCGGAAUUACUUUUUGCUCAUAGUUUGCUUUGGCGUUUUGACUGAAUACUGCAAAGGGCAGAGUCUGCAUCAGUGCAGAGAAUGAGGAUUCACCUACAGAGAGAUGCUGUUAGCAGUCAGGAGUUUUGCUCGGUGCCGUGACGUCAGUGGGGUGCUGUUGAAGAAGGGUGCCAUACGGCUCAUGCUGGAGUUGGUUGCAACUCUUCUCUGGCUUCCAAGGAAAGCCAGGUCAAUGUCCGGUCACUUGGGAAAACGUGCCAAUAUCAGCUCCAUGGCUGGGUUUGAUUCUGAGCUGCUUUUGGCCUUGGAUAAAACCUGAGGGGGUUAAUACUUAACUAGGAGCAUGGCUGUGCCAUGGCUCACCCUGAAGCAGGUGAUCGUGUGGGACUGGGAAGCUACCAGUGCAUUUAAUGACCAUAUGCAACAAGCAAUAAACCUGUGCUGGUGAGCAGCUAACAGAGAAAGCUGCAUCCAUCCUCACAGCUUUCAGCAGGAGAGAACUGAAGGUCAGAAUAGUUGCGGUUCCUUUCGCUUCCAUAGCUAGAAUGGGGUUUGGGUUUGUUUGCCACCUGAGUUAAAGACCCUGGUGUAUAUAGUAUAAAUGGAGUAUAAUUAAAAGUUAUUUUGACUGUUGGUGGGUUGGUUUUCUUUAGUGACAUAUGUAAAAUGUUCAUGCCAAUGGUUGACUCAAAUAUACUUUAACAGCAGUUAAAAGGCAACAGAAGUAUUAAUGAACCACCUUCAUUCCUUUAAACGCAGUGGAGAAGUGCACAGGACUGGUGUGGAAGGGAGGCUGCUCUGCUUUUGGGUAAAUUGUGAUGUGGAUGCUGUACAAACCUGUGCUGGUCUUUCAGACCCAGAUACUAAAUUAUUGCUUUUGUGAAACUUGCCUCAAAUGUUUUAAAAUCCAGUUUUAAAAUGGAGGUCGCCUAGUUUGCAGCUUCUCAUUAGGCUGAAAAGGAAAAGCUUUGGUUAAAGCAAACUGCGCUCACACGUGUGAAUAACGGUGUAGUCAAAAUAUUUAUUGGAAAGAAGACAUAGAAUAUUUUAAAUGUUGCACCUGCCAUUCUAUCUUAAAGCACAUUCUUCACAACUAACUGCCAGUGCCAUUACCAAGUCUGUUUUAUGAGUGUACAUUUCUUCAAACUAAAAAGUGCAUAAUUAAAAGUAUUAUGUUGCUGCCAUAUAGUGAUAUAAAACAUUUUAUAAUUGCCAAUUCAUUGUAACUAUUAUUUAUUUAAAAGUGAAUUGUAAGAAUGCUUUCUGAUCAAAUGAACCAGAGUUGUUUUUAAAAUGUUCCCUCUUGCUUGUUUCUGAUGUAGCAUAAGCAGCGUCCUUGGGUUUGGUUAGGAUAAUUUUGCCUGUAGGUGACCAAUUCUAACCCUCUUUCCUCCACUUUAGUCCUUUACCCGUUUUAAAGAAUAUUUACAGAAGUUUAGUUUUUUGUAUGCUAAUCUCUGUUAAUUAAAAUGUUUAUAAAGUUUAUUUUUACCAAAGAGAUGCAAUUCAUUAUGACAAAAUAUUGCAGAAUAAACUUUGUUUUAUAACAUUUGUGACUUUUCUGCCCACAUUUUUCAUUCAGAAGAUCAAAGGGGCUUUUAUAAAAUAAAUGGCAUUGCAAACAAA